CCCUUGAUAUUUCUACUUCCGGGGCACACAGAAAAUAACUCGCCAGUUUGUCUAAAGCCGCUGUGAUAGAAAAGAAACACACGCAGACACGUUAACGAUGAGAUAAGGCACACUCGUGACUUCAGGUGACCUUGUCAAACUUCCUUGUUUGCUGCCUAAGCGCAUAUAUCUACGGAGAACCAUGACGGAGCCACGCAACCCAGGAAUGUCCUCUAUCCCUCAGGCAGCCCCAGUGCACACUGACUCCACCUCUCCGGCUGUAGAGAUGGACCCAGUGGAGUACACCCUUAGGAAGCGCCUCCCCCGGAAACUCCCAAAAAGACGGAACGACGUCUACGUCAACAUGAAGACUGAUUUCCGGGCUCAGCUGGCUCGCUGUCAGAAGCUGCUGGAAGGCGGGGGUCACAGGGAGAUCUGUGUUCACGGCCUGGGCCUGGCUAUCAACAGGGCUAUCAACAUUGCACUUCAGCUACAGGCCAGCAGCCAGGGGGUGCUGCAGCUGGCAGCCAACACCUCCACAGUGGAGCUCGUGGACGAUCUGGAGCCUGAAGAUCCUGAUGAAGCCGGGGAGCCCAUGACUCGUACACGCAACAACUCGGCCAUUCAUAUUAAGGUUUUCUACCCUGACCCACAGUGACCUGAAAAGAGGUGUGAGGAGUGUGAGUCCUGUUUGGUUUCUUAAAAACCAGUAGAGAACAUGUUUUUCUGGUGGGCCUAUGAUUACAGCACUAGAGGACUCGAAAAUGGAGCAGACAACAAACAGUGUGCAGGCUGUGUGUUUGUCAGUGAACAGUGUUGGAAUACUUUAAUUGGGACUUUAGUGAAUCUUUAGUUGACUAAAUAUACCUUGCUCUUUUGUCAUGUGUUUCGUCAGUUGCAAGUUGUUGUUCUUUUUUUACUUUGCAUGUCUUGAAGCAACCGUGUUGUUUGGCAGGUAAAACCUCAGUGAAAUUUAAGUAUUGUUCACAUGGCUGUGCCAAAUAAAUGUACAAGUGUCUUUAA
This is a messenger RNA of Larimichthys crocea (large yellow croaker), 1002 nucleotides long. It is a transcript of the gene pop7, whose product is annotated as POP7 homolog, ribonuclease P/MRP subunit. Lineage: Eukaryota; Metazoa; Chordata; Actinopteri; Sciaenidae. The transcript has 2 exons. The coding region runs from base 182 to 637 and encodes 151 amino acids. Gene Ontology annotation, biological process: tRNA 5'-leader removal. The record is from RefSeq and is a predicted model, not a curated record. Gene Ontology annotation, molecular function: nucleic acid binding. Gene Ontology annotation, cellular component: nucleus; ribonuclease MRP complex; nucleolar ribonuclease P complex.